Messenger RNA from Oncorhynchus gorbuscha (pink salmon), 1467 nucleotides. RefSeq lists its product as uncharacterized. Lineage: Eukaryota; Metazoa; Chordata; Actinopteri; Salmoniformes; Salmonidae. The coding region runs from base 404 to 1048 and encodes 214 amino acids. The transcript has 5 exons. The record is from RefSeq and is a predicted model, not a curated record.
AGACAUACUGUUGAUAUAGAAAUACAAGAUAAUUAUAGUGAUACAUGUUUUAGAUAUGAUAGAUAUACUGUAGAUAUGGUGUAUAGAUAUAGUGAAACCUAGAUACUGAAGCCAUGUUCGCUCUAUAUGCCACAGCUCUCCUCUGCUUCCUGUCUUCGAGCCAAUCAGCUCCUGCUGCUGCUCUAGGCUGUGAGGACCUCCUUAAGCCCAUGGAUCCACAACGACUAGACCAGCAGCUCUUGGGAAGAUGGGCCCUCAUCGUAGACAGUAGAGAAGACAGUCACCAUGGAGUUUACAUCUGCUACCAACACCAGAACCGGAACCGGCAUGGCGGCUGGUGCAAGUAGUGUAUAUACCCGACAGCAUCCCCAUUGUCAACGGCAACAGCACCUUCCAGUUAGACAUGAGGGGCUUUUGGAACAUCACUGGGGUCUCCCUGGAGACCUCCUGCCCAGACUUCCUGGUGAUGAGCCAAUCAGCUCCUGCUGCAGCUCUAGCCUGUGAGGACCUCCUUAAGCCCAUGGAUCCACCACGACUAGACCAGCAGCUCUUGAGGAAAUGGGCCCUCGUCGCAGGCAGCCUGAGCCACCCUGCAUCCCUGGAGAGUCUCAAGACCAGAGACGGCAUCACCAUGGAGUUUUCACCCUCCACCCCCAACACCACCCAGAACUCCAACACCACCACAACCGUCCACUACACCCAGACUAACCGUUUCGGCAGCCGAUGCGAGUCUCUAACCUACAAUAUCUCACUCAUCAACGACAACAGCACCUUCCAGUUCGACGUGGGGGGCCGAUUCAACCUCACUGGGGUCUUCCUGGAGACCUCCUGCCCAGACUGUCUGGUGAUGAAGUGGGAGGUGAGCUCCAGGAGGAGGGAGUCCACGGACCUGUACCUGCUGAGGAAGACGGAGGGUGGGAGAGAGGUGGAGGAAGAGGAGAUGGAAGAGUUCAGGAAACAGGUGGAGUGUAUGGGGCUGCCGCCGCCAGUGGUGAUGGAGCCGGGGGAUGCCCUCUGUGGUUCCUAUCAGCUCCCCUGGAAACACUGAGGACGAGGAGGAGACGACGAAGCUCGAUCAGAGAGUGGGGGCCGUGAGACCGAUGUAGAGACACGUUUUCUGUCAUCUGUUUUGUAAUCCAAUAUUUCUGUGUUUACUGUUUGUCGAUGACCUGUAGAAUUUUGAGGGGAAAAAGAUGCACGAUUUGUCAUAUUAUUCUGUCUUCUUUGCUUCUUUAACAGAUGUAAUUACGUUCACAGACUGAUUUAAUGUCCCAGAGUUGAAGCUAAUUCACAGAGACAGUGGGAUCCAGCGGGAAUGUCGGGACGUCAUUAGGACUCUAUGCACAAUGGGAAAGAAAAGUCUUUUAUAAUUGGAUUACUUUUGUAUAAUUUGGCAUAACCUCAUUUGUCCAUGCAUUAAAGUUCUCAUACUGUUAAUUCUCAGAUUAAACUGGAUGGAACAGUGAA